CUAAAUCAUAAACGUCUCAAAGACAUCUGUUAAAUGUCUUAUUGACAUCCGAGAGGAAACGUCUUAUAGACGUAUUGAAGAUGAGCAAACCUAAAAAAUACUUCUUCCAGAUGUAAACACACACAUCAAAUAGACGUCUGGGUGUUGCACGUGUGCUAUCAGGGUGGAGUUUUAAGGAUUACUUUAAUGCUGUCUUUAUGUGCUUUUAGGAGCUUCAAAGUGCUGGUCACCAUUCACUGGCACUGUGAGGACCUAAACAGAUCUGAGAAAUUCUUCUUAAAAUCUUCGUUUGUGUUCAGCAGAAGAAAGAAAGUCAUACACAACUGGGACGGCAUGAGGGUGAGUAAAUGAUGAGAGAAUUUUCAUUUUUGGGUGAACUGUUCCUUUAAUGUUAUAGUGUUCCGGUAAUGAGAAUCAUCAUAUUGAUUUGGGGUAAAUAUAUGACCAGGACAUUUUCUUGACAGGUUUCGUGACUGACAUUUACUUCGAUACUGAAUUCUGGUGUGUUUUUAUGUUCCCUCUGCUACACCCUUGCCUUUAACACUGAACACCCCUAUCGCGUUUGGUGUUGUUGACUAAACACGCGUGCUGAAUGCCAUGGCAACGGCAACAGCGGAAUUUCAUUUACGCGCUUAGAAACCGACGCCUAAAACCUAAGCUUACCUACAACUUUUUCAUGCACUAACAUUUAAUUCAGAAGACGCAAAUCUUGUUUAUAUAUCAGUUAUAGAGCAGGUUGAGAGGAAUACCAUGUGACAGGAGCGUUACGUCUGCGGCGAUUAAAUCUGUGACGUAAGCGACGCCAGCGGCUCUGUGGCAGUAAGUGGAUGAAGCGCGUUCAGCAGUUGUGAAGGACGUCAGUGACCAUUCGCGUCUUGACAUUCACAAUACACGCUUCGGUUUGCUGCGAAACCAAUACACGUCGAAUAUCGCACCGCGCUAUCUGGGGUUGAAAUGCACUUGCGUUAGCGACCUUUUCACUCCCGUUUCUCCUAUCGGUAAAGCUUAAGGUGUUUCGCUGUUAAUGUAACACUGGAAGACGCACCGAUGUGACACAUUGGAUCUGUCUGAUGCGUGUACGCGCUCUCACGUAUUGUUAGAUACUUUAGUGACCAGAUGAUGGGCUAUUUGGAUGCCUGCUAAGCUUUUUGAACACGAAAUUGUCUGUCAAUCAAUCUGGUUUCCAGCGGUGCACAGCAGCUCUUCUGUCAACAUACCUCCCGUUCACGCCAGUCUGUCUUCAUCGAGGAAAUUGGGUCCACGUCUUCGUCUACUGAUGGAGAUAUUAGGAACUUUGUGGAACCAUUAGAUCUCCCUAAACUGACGAAUGAGCAAAAAAACUCUCUUGAUUCUGAGAUAACCUUGGAGGAGCUUGAUGAGGUAAAGAUGGAAACAGAGCAGCAAAAUCAAAGCCAGUCCAAGCCAAAUGAUCAGACAUCAUCUGUGGAACCAAAAGGACAAGCAGAGUCUUACUCGCCCUCCCCAUCUUCUACUGCCCCUAAUACCCCACCACCGGCUCCAGCCAGACCAAGACGACCCCAGAGAACCCCUCAAGUGGAAGGAUCUAUUGACGUAUCAGAGCCCAAGCCUCCAGAAUCUCCUAAACUGAACCAAUUGACCAGCCAUGCUGACCUGGUUGACUCUAACAAACCCAACCAUCCUUCAGAAGCAAGACCCCAACUCAGUGUUGGAAAUGUUGGCCAGGGACCUCCAAGUUUGGCUGGACAGAAGAUUUCAGGACACGCAGCUGUUGCUCGAAGUCACAUUGCAGUUAGAACAGCCUCCCUUCCUCAGGCCCUAUCUUACAAACAACCACCUUCAGAUCCUGUCCUGCACCCUCAGAGAGCCCUAUCAGUCGCUGGGACUGCUGACACUCAGGCUCAGGUCAUGGAGGAUUUCAGAAUUCAUAUCAUCACAUGGAACGUGGGCUCAGCCAUGCCACCUGAUGACAUUACUUCUUUAUUGGGUUUGAAUAUCGGUGAUGGAAACACAGACAUGUAUAUUAUUGGUUUACAGGAAGUGAACUCAAUGAUCAAUAAACGGCUGAAAGAUGUUCUUUUCACUGAUCAGUGGAGCGAGGUCUGCAUGGAUGCUCUCAGCCUCUUCGGAUAUGUACUGGUCACAUCUCAAAGGAUGCAGGGAAUGCUGCUGCUCGUCUUUGCCAAGUACUAUCACCUGCCUUUCCUGCGAGCUAUUCAAACACAGACCACACGCACCGGACUCGGUGGUAUCUGGGGUAAUAAAGGAGGUGUAAGUGUGCGUAUGACUGUCUUUGGCCAUUCAAUCUGUUUCUUAAACUGUCACCUGCCCGCACACAUGGAGAACUCAGAGCAGCGCAUGGAGGAUUUUGAAAGCAUUCUGCAACAGCAACAGUUCGAAGGUCAAGCUGCUAUGGGUGUCCUGGAUCACGAUGUGGUUUUCUGGUUUGGAGAUCUGAACUUCCGAAUUGCGGACCUGGAUAUGCAGGUUGUGAAAGGAGCUAUUGAAAAUAACAAAUUCUCCAUAUUAUGGGAAAAAGACCAGCUUAACAUGGCUAAAGACAGUGAGACUGUGCUUGAGGGCUUCCACGAGGGGCCACUUAAAUUUCCUCCUACAUAUAAAUUUGAUGUGGGUACAGACACAUAUGACACCAGUGGGAAAAAGCGUAAACCAGCAUGGACUGAUCGUAUUCUUUGGCGGUUGAGGCCGAUGGCUCAGGUCACCAACAGCACAUCCAAGCGCAGCUCCUUGUCGGGCCUAACCAGCGGAACCCGUGUGUCCCAACAUUUUUACCGUAGUCACAUGGAGUACACCGUCAGUGACCACAAGCCUGUCUCCUCUAUGUUCACUCUGCAGUUCCCAUAUAAAGUGGACAUCCCUUUGGUAACAAUCUUUGUGGAGGAUGAAUGGACGGAGAUAUCUGAUGCAGUAGCCACAUUCAAGGUGGCUCCCAACUUUUCUCGAAGCUCUUGGGACUGGAUUGGGCUUUACAAGGUUGGGUUUAAACAUCAUAAAGACUACGUAGGGUAUAUUUGGGCCAAACAGGAGGAGUCUGAUUUCCUGAGACAGGAGCACCAAGUGACUUUUGCAGAGGAGGAGUUGCCAAAGGAUUCUGGUGACUUCAUUCUGGGUUACUAUAGCAACAAUAUGGGCUCCAUUGUGGGUGUCACUGAGCCAUUCCAGAUUCAACUUCCAGCAUCCACUGCAGUAGAUCUAAGUGCAUCAGACAGCUCUGACUUCACAUCUGAAGACGAGGUAAAGCAGGCUGACUCUGGCGCCUCAAGCCCUGUGGUUGAGGAGCGACAGAGCAGGGAUUGGAGCGCCAAACCUAGCAAAGGGCAACCAAGUAAUCCGAAUGAACCACAUUCCAAAGACAACUUGCCACAUUCCAGCUCUUGCAAGCAGAGUGGUGAUACCCUUGAACUGAGCCAGACCUCUGAUGACCCUGUGGCUUCUGAUGAAAGUUUUAACUCAGGAAAAGAUGCAACCAAGCCAGAACCUUAGCUAAGUACACCAUUUGCUCUGCAGGAUUCAACUUGCUUGAGGCUGUGGUGGCAGGUUUCUGCUGGGUCUAUAAUGUUGUUGUACAUUUACUGUCCUGUGAUGUUCUUUGGAGAUGUUGUGUUAUAUGCAGGGCAGCAGUAAGCAUUUAUUAUGUGGCUCCCUCCAACAAAAUACAAGAGGGCAGGCUAAAUUGUUGUCUGUGUCUGUUUUUCAUUCUAUGUAGAAAUGUCUCUCUUUCUCUCUCUCUCUCUCUCUCUCUCACACACACACACACACACACACACACACACACACACACACACUGUCUCUCUCUCUAACUGCACAAGGCAAAACCUGAAACUCAAAGAAAUAAUUCUGAUUAUACUUGCAUAAUAUUAAUGCUUUUAAUCAAUUCAUAUGGAAGUCAUUUCCAGAAUCUAUCAGGGUUUAAUGCACAAUAGAAAACAAUUGUGGUUCUUAUUGGGAUUGAUUGAAGCAGAUUCUCUUUAGUACAGCAUAGGUUUUCUCUGUUCCAAAUACUUGUGAACUGCCUGCCUAGACAGCAUUUUUAGGCAUCAUAAGUACACUUCCAAUGUAAAAGCUGUUCUAAACAGAAGGCAGACAAGUUAUGCUGCCUUGUAAGAUACAUUCGCCAAAUCCUAAUGGUGCUAUCACACUAACCUUCACACGGUGAAAUUCUAUGGGCGAAAUACAGUAAUUUCAAUGGGAAUCUGCACGAUCAGCGAGAAUAUCCGCUCGCGGAUUUCGCGUGGAGUUCAUGUUUGGUGAACUUUAACAGGCGAAUUCGCCGUGUUGACCAAUAGGAAGUUGCUGGUUUUGGCAGUGACCUCUGUGUGAGCGGUGCUUCGUACAGAGCUACACUGAGUAUUCACAAUGGACAAGGAUAUAAUUUUAGCAGUGAAUUUCUUUUUAAUUUGAGUCUCACAGUAUGUAAAGUGCAGCAUUAAAAAGAGGCAGUUCACAUAUAAAUGAUACUUUUGCUGGUUUAACACAUGCUCAACAUCUGUCAACGCCAUGUGAAGGUAUGUGUGACCAGAGCUUAAGGCAGUAGUGCAUAUAUCCUUCAUGGAUAUUAUUAGUGAACCCCAGAAAGCACUGUGAUGAACGAAGUAAAAUAAUACAUCUAAGAUGGCAGACGGAGCAGGAGAAAUGCCGAUUAUACUUCUAUUUUAUUCAACACUGUGAAACAUUGAUAAAAAGUAGCUCGGUUUCAUGCAAUAUUUUUGUGUGCUAUAUAUUUAUGUUGUUACCUUAGCAACAUGCUAACAUCAGACUCAUCUGAUCAGAUUCAUUGGGAAUCGUCUGUGAGCAUUAAGGCUGGAUUACACUACACAACUUAAACAGAUUUUAGACCCGAUUUUCAGUCGAGCCAAGUUGGUGCCAAUCAGGGCUAGUCAGCUUUCACAGACAAUCACAUAGUAUAUGAUGGGUCUCUUAGCCUCCUUAGCCUCGAUAUUUAAGCCUCCUACUACCAUUGCAUUUAGUCUGAUGAUAUUAAGUAUGUUUGAUAUUUUUGAGUCAACAAUCCACGACUACAGAUGAAAUCUUGCAUGGCAGCUCACCAGGGUUUGGAACAGAGCUUGGGACUUCAUGAUGUUUGGCCACAUAAGAACAUUGGUAAUUCCCUGCUAAAGGUGAAAUUCUUUGGUCAUUACCUUGUUGUAACAGGGAGGGUAAAUUUGAUUACAACAUGCUCUGCAAAUGCAGAUCCACACUCCUCAGGUCCUUGAAAGGCAAACACACAUAAAGGGAUGACACAGGCCAACAUUCGUUGACUCUUAACUAACACAACACUUCGGCUACACUACAGUUUGGAUAUUAUUCAUGUUUAUCUUAAACAGUUGCAUCUUGUAAUCUUCUAGGACAAUUAUGAAGUCUAUUCCUCUCAAAGUUGUGACUACCAUGCCAUCGUGUUCCUGUGGUUAAUGCCCUUGAAAAGAAUUUGAAAGUAACAUCCUGCUCCUUGACCUGCCAAAUUUAAAGUCAACAUGAAAUGAUAUUUGCAACUCAUUUCACAUCCGUAAUGUGAUAUAAUUCCAAAUGAAUUGGAAGGAGGAUUUGGUGAUGUUUGGUGUAAAGGAAAGUUGCUUCAGUGGCGGAAAGUAAUUUCACAUAACAAAUAGUGCACUAUAGGAGUAUGUUCACACUGACAGUGAUUAAAUCUUUGGAGGUUACUGUUGGUUGCUAUGAAACGUUCCUGCAGGCAGUGAAUCACGUGAGCUGCUGCAUUGUUUCGCUGUGUAUUUGCAUAAAGUUGAACUCUGCUCAACUUUUGCAUCUGAUCUCAAAUCGCCAUCUCUCGCAAAUGAAUGACUUCCAGUCACUUUGUUAAUGCAUUGUUCAGAGUGAAAACCCCUUAAAGUAAUAGGUCAGACAAAAAAAUAAAAACAAUUCUGUUAUUUAUUCUCCCUCAUUUUGUUCCAAACCCAUAGGGCUUUCUUUCCUCUGGAGAACACAAAAUGAAAUGUUAGACAGAAUGUCCAAGCCACUCAUUUCCGUUCAUUAAAAGUGACUGGGGGCUUUCAAACUCUGAAAAGGACAAAAAAGUACCAUGUAAGUGAUCCAUACGACUCAAGCAGCUGUCCAAGCCAUUCCAAGUCUUUUGAUUUUUGGGUGAACUGUCCCUUUAAGACCAGGAAAGACAUAGGGUCAGUUUUGAUUUCAUGUUGACUUUAAAGAAUGACUGCAUGGUUUAUAUCUGAGAUUUAAUCUGGUUUUUGUCAAGUAUUGUAUCAUUACUGUACUUGUGGUAGGAAUCCUAGGAUAUUCUUUGCUGUCUAGGGCUUACUAGGGUUUAUCCUCCAUGGUAAAAUCUAUUGUCUCCUCUCCAUCUCUUCCACAAUCGCUCAGAAUUUCCAUCUUUUUCUAUGUCCUCUCCCCUCUCAUUUCUCCACUUCUCACCUUGUCUUUUCAUCUCCAAAUCACACCCCUCGCGGGUCACAGUGUCUGGUUGUCACAUUGUGUACCGGGCUCUGUUAAGGGCUCAGAUGUUGUCAGAAGUAGUAUAUUGGAUUGGUAGUUUGUGCCCCAUUUAUGAAAUGUUGUACAAUUACUACUUAGCCUUUGGACACGUGGUGUGCUGUCACUGUUUACAUGGUUAGGUGAGUGAGAGUAUAAGCGUGUCAGUGUUUAUUACAGUGUCUAUGUUUCUGCAUGGAUGUGUCAUGGAUAUUCCCAGUGCUGUGCUAACAGCCACCUUUUAAUAUUGUAGUGAUGUUGAAAAGUAUCAUUCCUAGUAAAUGGAAUAGAAAAUGUAGGUAUUGAAAGUUUCGAGACAUGAAAAUAGUUAUUAUUUUACACACGUUUUGGAAAUAAUCUGUGUAGUUUGCUGCUUUGGAAUCUUUGGAAAUCAAAACAAUCCAGCAUUCUAGAAUAAGAUAUUUUUCCACUUGAGAAAUACUUCAGUUAACAGUAUGGAUAACUGCAUAGGUUCUUAAAAUAUAUGUAUGUAUGUUUUAACUUAGUAUCUCUAUUGCUAUUAGAGAAGGAAAUUCCAAUAGUUUAUGCUAGUUUGCAACUAUAAUAAGAGGCAAAAAAGUAACCCUUCACUUGAGUUUGUCAGCACCUAUUAUAUUUUAAUACGCAAUCCUACUACAUUUGAAGUAAAAUCAGAUGCACUAUUGGAAAUUCUUGUUUCCUUUGAAGGCCAAAUAAAUGUUUUGCAAGUGCCGGUGUUUAAAUCAUUUUACUGUGUCCAGAUGAAGAUUUUUUUGUGAUUAUAUUUUGUUGAUUUUGAAAUGAUUUUGUGCUCACAAGACAACGUAUAAGCAUGUAUAAGAUAGGUUAUAGAAUGAAAUGAACUCAAAGAUUGGAAUUAUAUAAGAUGUGGGUGUAGUUAAGUAGAACAGAUGACAAUCAGUGCCAAAACAGAAGAUAUUGUAUUUAUUUUCGAUUGUAUUUAUUUUCAUAUUCAUGACAUUAAAUCAAUGUAAAGUCAGAUUCUGCUGGUCAGUGUGUUUAAAUCAUUAUUAAGAAUUAUUAUGGAGAAUAAGAAUUUAUAAUGUUAUAUAAAAUAAUUUGUAAGAUUUCCCUUUUCAAUUCUGCACUCUUUAACAUUUCAUUUUUAUUCUUUAUGAAAACAAAUGUUGUCGCUUUAAUCAUUUUAUUGUUUACUGUAUAUUCACGUUCAUUAUGAUUAAAUACAUUUUGGACAUUGUAUUGAGCAGAAUGUAUUGACUUGGUAGGCUUGUGAACCAUUGUUCUAGGUUGUUGUUGUUGUAUAAUGGUGUCUUGCCUUAGACCACUGUCAAACAUUGGUGUUCAAAUGAAAAUAAAUCCUUUCAAAGUGGAA
Messenger RNA from Myxocyprinus asiaticus (Chinese sucker), 7774 nucleotides. RefSeq names its product inositol polyphosphate 5-phosphatase K-like. Gene Ontology annotation, molecular function: phosphatidylinositol-4,5-bisphosphate 5-phosphatase activity; phosphatidylinositol-3,4,5-trisphosphate 5-phosphatase activity. Gene Ontology annotation, cellular component: ruffle; cytoplasm; plasma membrane. Gene Ontology annotation, biological process: phosphatidylinositol dephosphorylation; negative regulation of peptidyl-serine phosphorylation. The transcript is spliced from 14 exons. Lineage: Eukaryota; Metazoa; Chordata; Actinopteri; Cypriniformes; Catostomidae. The record is from RefSeq and is a predicted model, not a curated record. The coding region runs from base 1387 to 3483 and encodes 698 amino acids.